Molecule: messenger RNA, 1530 nt
Organism: Saprolegnia diclina VS20
Lineage: Eukaryota; Oomycota; Saprolegniomycetes; Saprolegniales; Saprolegniaceae
Exons: 2
Coding region: 34-1530 (498 amino acids)
Source: RefSeq, a predicted model, not a curated record
ACGAUUGGCAUCGAUCCUGCCCACUGGCGCAGCAUGGUCAAGACAAGGGCGACGACGAGGGCCAAAGCCAAGCGCGCCUGGCGAGCCGCCGCCGCCGUGAUCGACCUGGAUGGCGCCGUCAUCGCGAUCGUCCAGUGCUUGGACCGCGCAGACGACGUCGUCGCCUUGCUCGAAGCGCUGCCACACGCCUCGCUUGGCACGCCCUUGACCGCGCUCCUCGACCUGCUCCAAGAGCCGGGCCCGUUGGCGCACACAUGGCCCGAGCUCCUUCUGGACAACGUCAGCUUUCGGUAUCCGUCGUUUGUCGAGCAUAUUCUGCAGGCGAUGCCAGUGCUUCUGAGCGUCCGCACCGCGCACCGCAACUUGUUCGGGUGUCUUCUGCAGCCGACCGACUCGAACGUCGAUGCACCGGACGGGUUCCUCGAGUUUGUUGCGACGUACCCGCGCACGGUGACGCAUGUCGACGCCGCGUGGCAAGAGGAUGACAUUGACUGCUCGGUCUUUUGCGACGCGCUGCGUCGCUGCACGCGCUUGACGACCGUUCAUGUGGUCGCGAAUGCGCAUGCGGCGGCGGUGCUGGCUGCCGUCACGACGCCAGCCCACCGCGUCACGGCUUUGUACAUCACGAAGCCGUCGUCAGGUGUCAUGGAGGCACUGGACUGGACGUCGCUUCUGCGGCCAUGGCUCGCGAGCGGGCACGCGCGCCACGUGACCUUCUUCAGCAUCCCAAUCGUUGACGUCGACAACCUCGCGCAUGCGCUCUUGCGCACCCCGUCGGUGCGCAGCCUCGGCGUCCACUACAACGACGCGCUGCUUCGCAGUCUUCUUGCUCGUAAUGUGUUACUGCCUCCGUUUGAAAAAGUCAGCGUCGCCACGGACGAGCCGCCGCUUCUUCCUCGACUCCUCAAACGGUUGAGCCCCAAAACGCUGACCUCGCUCUCACUCGAGGGCCAUGUCGAUCACUCGGAGACGCUGGCGUACUUACCGUCCAUGCCGUGUCUCAACCACCUCUCGCUCACACGUGGUGAUCUUGGCGACCUCGACGGCAUCUCGGCACUCGACGGCAUCUUGGCGUGGUCACGCCUCCAACGUCUCGCGAUUAGCUGCGUGUACUUGACGCCAACGACACUCGAAGCGGUCUUAUCGUACUUGGACGGCGUCGACAGCCUCCAACAGUUGAUCUUAGAUGUGGCGGAAAUGGACGCCAUGUACUUUGUGUCGGUGGCGCAAACCCUUGGCCGCUUGAUGGAGCGCGGCCUCCAGUCGGCCGCUGCGGCACGACACCGGUUGUCGUCGCCACUGAUGCUGGACGUGGGCGAGCACAGCUUUAGCAUCGACGGGAUUCGCAUGAUCCUCGACGCCCUCGCCAAGUGCAAAUGUGUGUGCGUCAAGAUGGUGCCGGUCGACGGCACCGAGCUCGAGCCGUACCACGACGAGAUCUACGCGUUCGCAUCGGCCCACCACAUGAUAUGCGACUUGACGUACCCGCCGUUCAUGCUCUGUAGUCCUACCAACGUUAUCUAUGAAUAG